Danio aesculapii is the source of this 3938-nucleotide messenger RNA. RefSeq names its product GTPase IMAP family member 8-like. The record is from RefSeq and is a predicted model, not a curated record. The transcript is spliced from 4 exons. Bases 43 to 3348 code for a protein of 1101 amino acids. NCBI's taxonomy places the organism in Eukaryota, Metazoa, Chordata, Actinopteri, Cypriniformes, Danionidae. Gene Ontology annotation, molecular function: GTP binding.
CAAAAGAGGAGGAGUACAAGUACAAGUGGUGAUCGUCCUAACAUGUGUGAUCUAAAAAUCAUUCUUCUUGGAAAAAGUGUAUCAGAAAACAUUCGAAUCAGAAAUUUAAUCCUGGGAAAAGAUCCAUGUGAUAAUGAAGAUCCGGCAGCCCUUUUGAGGCACAAUGUGACGCAGAUGGCUGGAAGAGUGAAAGACAGACAUGUGAGGGUCAUUAACACUCUUCAUCUGCUGAAUCCAGACACUACAGAUCAUCAGAUCACACAGACAGUCAAAGAGUGCGUAGAAAUGUCUGACCCAGGACCUCAUGUGUUCAUACUUGUACUACAGUACAAAGACUUCACAGGGGACGACAUGAGAAGAGUCAAAUAUGUGCUCAACACAUUCAGUGAAGAUGCACUUAAACACACCAUUGCUCUCACCACUGAUAAAGAGACACCCAGAUCAAUGUUAAGUGCUUUUAAACUGACUGGAGGCUCUGCUGCGGUGCAAACUAUUCAUCAGUUAAUGAAGGAGUGUGGAGGAGGACAUGUGCAGCUAGAUGAGGGAAAUAAAGCAGAUGUAGUUCAGCUGACUGAUAAGAUUCUCCAGGAAAAUCAGGAAGCGUAUCUCACAUGUGACACAUUAGGUGAAGUUAUGGGAACUUCUGUGGAUGAAGAGCCAGCCAGUUUAGAGGAUAGAAAUGAGAAGAGCCCUCGCCACAGUGAUGAUGGAAAACCCAAAGAGGCACAGAAACUGAGAAUGUCUGCAACCCUCACUGGGAGACAGAAGCUGAAUGUGGUGCUCUGUGGCAGUAAUGGAUCACUUAAAGUCUCUGUGUCAAAACUUUUACGUGGAAAAAAGUUAAAAUCAACAAGUAGGCAGGCAAGUAGUGAAAUAUGUGUGAAGAAAGAGAAGAUUCAUGGUCGUCAGAUCAGUCUCUUGGAGCUUCCAGCUCUCAAUCGUCUCUCAGAAGAUGAAGUGAUGCGUCAGACUCUCCACUGUGUCUCUCUCUGUGAUUCUGAAGUUCAUGCUUUCCUCCUCAUUAUUCCUGUUGGUCCUCUGACUGAUGAAGAUAAAGCUGAAAUAGAGACAAUUAAAAGAACAUUUGACUCUUGUGAGCAAUUCAUACUAAUGUUCAUGACAAAACAGACUGCUGAAGGACCUGUGACAGAUUUUGUUAAAGUCCACGAAGAUUCUAAACGAUUGUGCAGUCAGUAUGGUGGCAGAUACAAAGUGAUGGGGUUAAAGGAACAUAAAAAUUCAAAAAGGAUCCUAGAGCUGUUGAAUUACAUAGAGAACUUGAAAACUAAGCCAUAUUCACUUCAGAUGUACAUGACAGCUCAACAGAACAGAGUCAGGGGUGAACUGGAGGAAAAAAUGAGUGAAAUGGAAGAGAAAAUCAAAGACUUGCAACAGAGGAUUCAGACUGAAGGUUCUGAAGAUGAAACACACGAUCCUGAAUGUCUGAGGAUUGUGCUAAUUGGGAGAACUGGAAAUGGAAAGAGCGCAACAGGAAACACUAUUCUUGGAAGAGAGGAGUUUUGCAGCCAAUUAAGGCUAGAUUCAGUGACAAAUGUCUGUGAGAAAGGAGUUGGAGAAGUUGAUGGUCAAUCCGUAGCUGUUGUUGAUACUCCAGGGCUCUUUGACACAACACUGACAAAUGAUCAAGUGGUGGAAGAAAUAGUGAAGUGUGUUUCACUGUCAGCUCCUGGACCUCAUGUGUUUGUCAUUGUGUUGAGUUUGGGAAGAUUCACCAAAGAGGAGACCCAAACUAUAGAUCUGAUUAAGAAGAUAUUUGGUCAAAAAUCUGCUCAGUUCAGCCUCGUUCUGUUCACUAGAGGAGACGAUCUCAAAGAUCAAUCUAUAGAGGAUUAUGUGAAGAGAAGCAAAUCUGCAGAACUGCAGAAACUGAUCAGAGAUUGUGGAAACAGAUUCCUGGCUUUCAAUAACAAUGAAAAACAAGACAAAACUCAAGUGAUGAAGCUGUUAAACAUGAUCCAAGAGGUGAGAAAUAAUAAUCAGGGUCAAUUCUUCACUAAUGACAUGUUUGAGAAGGCAGAAAUGUCCAUUAAGAAGAAAAUGGUGGAGAUACUGAAAGAGAGAGAAAGAGAGAUUCAGGCUCAAAUUGAUGCAUUGCUGGCCAAAUAUGAAAUUGAAAUGAAAAAUGUUAUGAAGAGACUCGAGGAAGAGAAACAAAGAGCAGAAGAAGAGAAAAUGAAAAUGGAGAAUAAAUUUAGAGAAAAAGAGCAAAACCUCAGAAAAGAGUUUGAAGAGAAGGAGAAAACAGAUCAGAUCAAGCAAGAGAUUCAACACCAGAAACGAUUAGAAGAGGAAAAACAACAGAGAGCUGAAUAUCAUCAGAGAAUAGAAGAAAUGAUGAGAGAGAUAGAAAGCCAGAGAUCACAGUAUGAACAACAGCAGAAAGAAAGAGAAGAAGAAGACAGAAAGAGAGAAGAGAAAUACAGACAAGACCAAGACAAGAUGAGAAAUGAACAAGAGCGAAUUAUAGCAGAGGUACAGAAGAAACAAGAGGAGGAAAUAAAGAAGAAAGAAUAUGAUAAUCAAAAGAGGAACAAGGAAGAAGAGGAGGAGAGACAGAGAUGGGAAAGAAGAAUAAAAGAAGCUGAAAAUGACAGAGAGGAGAUUCAAGAAGAUAUUAAACGACAGCAGAGAGAAUGGGAGGAUGAGAAGAAACGAAGGUUGAGAGAACGAGAGGAAGAAGAAAGAAAAAGAAGAAAGAAACACGAGGAACAACUGAGAGAAAAACAAGAAGAGCUGGAGAAAAUGAGGAAGAGAUUUGAAAGAGAAAAAGAAGAAGAGCGACAGAAGAUGGAGGAGGAGAAACUGAAACAGAGAAGAGAAAGAGAAGAAAAGGAGAGUGAAUAUGAGGAAAAGAGACAGGAGACAAAGAGACAUUAUGAGGAGCUGGAGAGAGAGAGGAAAGAGGAGUGGGAGAGAAGAAAACAAGAAGAUGAAGAGAGACGAGAAGAAGAAAGAAAGAGAUGGAAGAGAAUGAUUGAAGAUCUGAAUGAGGAAAAAGGUAGGAGAGAAGCAGAAGAGAAAGACAGACAAAAGAUAAAAGAGAAAGAGAGAGAUGAAAUGAAACAGAAACAUGAAGAGGAAAUAAAACAGAUAAGGAAGAAACAUGAAGAUGAAGCCAGAAAACAAGCAGAAGAACUGAAUGAUUUCAGAGAGAAAAAAGAGCAGCUCAUUCAGGAGCUUCAGCAGAUGCUGGAAGAACGUCAACAUCAACAUCAAAUACUGGAGAAAAUUUAUCAACAUCUGCAAGAACAGAAAGAAGAAGAAAUCAAAGAUCUACUACAAGAAGUUGAGAGAAUGAAGAAUAAAUUUAGCUGCAACAUUCUGUGAUGGUCACCACCACCUUUCUAUUAGUAAUGACAAAUCAGAUUUCUGUUGUGUGCUGCUUAAAAAUAUCUCCCCAUCUGAUUGUCCUUACUUUUUAAAUGGGAUGCUAGUUCUGAGACAUGCUGCUGUAUUUUUACAAAUCAACAAAAAUCACAUCCGAUAUAUACUAGACACUACCAUAACACAUAUACUACUCAGGGAUUUAUAGAUUUUAUCAAGAUAAUAAAAAAAUCCUUGACACCCCUACUUAAAAACUGUAUACUGUUUGCUGUCCAUUUGUAAGGUUGGUUUCCCUACAGUGGUUCAGGCUUUAGGAUUCCUGAAUCACUAGAAAAAAUGGUUUGAUGCUGUAAAACUGUAAAUCUCUAGUCUAUGACUACCAUUUUAACUUUUUGACCAUGUGACUAGAUCUGACCUGAAAAGAUCAGAUUCCAUGCGGUUUGGGCUGUUCACACUAUCAUUGCCUGAGUCACAUGUGGGCAAAGAAAUCUGAUUCGGGCCACAUUUGGCUGCAGUGUAAACAUAGCCUCAAAGCCAAAUCUGAGAAAAUGUAUGAAGCUGCUUCCAAAAACUAAUAAAAGUUGGUUUUGACU